AUGGGUAUCAUUGGUCACUGGAUAUCCCCCGAGUUCGAAAAGCGUGACGAACUCCUUGAAUUCACCGAAAUCAGCGGACCGUAUUCCGGAGAGAAUUUAGCGGAGGUUGUGCUUAAGAUGCUUGACGAACUAGACAUCGCGCCAAAGCUCCUGACUAUCACCGGUGACAAUGUAGGUAAUAAUGGAACACUCUGUGAGAGUCUGCAUGACUAG
Molecule: messenger RNA, 213 nt
Organism: Penicillium brasilianum
Lineage: Eukaryota; Fungi; Ascomycota; Eurotiomycetes; Eurotiales; Aspergillaceae
Source: the annotation of a GenBank genome assembly